Molecule: messenger RNA, 542 nt
Organism: Mytilus trossulus (common blue mussel)
Lineage: Eukaryota; Metazoa; Mollusca; Bivalvia; Mytilida; Mytilidae
Exons: 3
Coding region: 48-542 (164 amino acids)
Source: RefSeq, a predicted model, not a curated record
UUUCAUUGAAGUGUUGUCAAAGGUCGUAUGUGUGAUUACUGAAUGCAAUGAAUUUCCUUCCUUAUCUCUUACUGCAUAUAUUUGUGUGUGGGACUCUUCAGUCAUCAUCGUCAUCGCCAAAUGACAGCAGAAAUGAUGCUGAAAAAUUAAUACAAAAGGUCAAUAGCGUGACAUUCCUUCUCACAGUAAACGACACUUGGGGCGACUGCAUACAUACUGUUAAGACACCGACUCUUGUUCCAGGGAAGAAAUCACAAUCUAUUCCAGUUGGUAAUUGUGAUCAUGGGCCACUUGAAUUCAGCGUUCAACCGGCCACGGAUGGCUAUAGCCUAAUGUCCGUGCAUAUCACAUUUCAUUCCUCCGUCAUAGUAGAUGCAUCUCCUCCAGCAUGCGAUAUACCAUGGAAUGGAACAUAUCUGGUUCCUACUAAGAUGACGGAGCAGCUGCCAUCAUUAUUGCCCGGAUGUGUUGUUGGGGAUUCUAGGGAAGGCUAUCAUAUGACUUACUACUGGUUCUACUUAUUAGACUGGUUGAUUGUUUAA